Suillus paluster is the source of this 438-nucleotide messenger RNA. RefSeq lists its product as uncharacterized. Bases 1 to 438 code for a protein of 145 amino acids. NCBI's taxonomy places the organism in Eukaryota, Fungi, Basidiomycota, Agaricomycetes, Boletales, Suillaceae. The transcript has a single exon. The record is from RefSeq and is a predicted model, not a curated record.
AUGCAUCAUGAGUUGAUUUGUUGCACUCCAUUGUGGCAUUGGAAGCAUCCACGUCAUGAUUGUGUCUUCGUGGUUGAAGACCAGGAAAAGGCUGGAAUGAGGGGCAUGAUCAUUGGGCAGGUCAAGCUAUUUUUUUCAUUUGCUUUCAAGGGUGUGACAUACCCUUGUGCAUUGAUUGACAGGUUUUCAUGGAUGGGGAGAGGCCCAGAUUCAAUGACGGGCAUGUGGAAGGUGAAGCCCGAGGUUUCUGGGCAGCUCAGGACUCGUGUUCAGUCCAUUGAGCAUGUUGACACAAUCCUUCGAAGUGCUCAUCUCAUCCCCGUCUUUGGCAGCGGUCCCCUCCCUGAUGGUUUUCAUUUUUCUUAUUCUCUUGACGUGUUAAAUUCUUACUAUGUAAAUAAGUAUGCAGAUCAUCAUGCACAUGAAAUUGUGUUCUGA